ACAAGGACCGAGUUUUGUCAAAUCAUUUAUAAGCGAAGAAAAGUAAAAAAAAAACUAAAUUUCGGGGCUGGAGCUAUUUCACACGACCGAAACUAAAACUGGGGAUUACCCUGUACAGAUGCUGUUCGUGAAAAUCGUCUAACAAGUGUAGGAAAGCUUAUGGAAGGUACAAGGUUCAGCCUAUUUCACUCCUCUAAAGUACAAGGUACAACUGAGCUCGCCCAUAUAAGGAGCCACAUAGCCGAAAUUAAUGCAUCUUGCUUUGAGAGUUAGAGCAAAGACGAUCACUUUAAAGGCUCGCGGAACAUAAUAAAUAAAUAACAUCACGCAUUAGUGGAAAGAAAAGAGACCUCUGCGACUGAGGACGGAGCACCCUUUAUCUCUGACAGAAGUUCAUUCCGGUGGCUACAGUCACGCAGCGCUGUCCGUCAGAAAGGGUGAACACAAAUUUUCAUUACAUGUGUGGGACCUGUUUAGUGUGUUCAGAGCGACAGAAAAAGGACAGUCAUUUACCCAUGAUCAAGAUAAUGAGCAGCUUAUGUAUUGCCUGGCCAGACUAAUAAGAGUACAAUUCGAAUCGUGUUUUAAAUAUCAGACGUCAAAGAAGCUAGCAAGGAAAUAACAUCAGUUACACCGUCUAUCAGUAAAUACAAUUGGCAAGGAUCCAACAUGUCAGAUGAAAUUCCUUUGCGAACCCAGCAGUCAUGUACUGAAGACGAAUAUUACAAAAUACAUGUGUUUAGCUACGCACGGCCAGCCACAAAUGGCGGUACAGGGUCACUUAAACAACUGGUUUUGUCUAUCACAAAAGCCUUGGAAGAUUCUGGGCAGUUAGAUAUAAUACAGAAGCAGCUUGAUCAAGGUAUGGUCAACGUACGGUCUGUAUACACAGAUAGUUUUCGUUGGAGGAAAAGUGAGGGUACCAGGCUUCUUGCACAAUUAAUCAUGGGAGAUUUCCAAGCUGAAAAGAAGGUCGACAGACGUAAAAUCGAAGAAAUGAAACUUGGGGAGAAUUUUGUUUUUACCUUGCCCAAGAGUAAUGCGUCUUUCAUGACAGUGGAGGCAACACUAAUGAACGAGAGCCGAGAUAUCAUUUUUCAAGCGAGAGAGUUGGACCUGGAGCUUUCAACUAAUUAAUAUCAGAAUACAAGCUCCAGAAAGAAAAAAUACUCCAUGUUUCGCCUAAUUCGUCAAGUAAGUGUCAUCCUUGUUUUUGAAAAAAAAAAUACAUUUAAAUAUUUCUUGAAUCCUGAAAGGAAGCAGGUAUGCUUACACGAGUGAUCAGUAAAAGAAGUACCGAAAAAAGAAAGUCUAGUGUUCAUACGAGACAACGAAGAGGGACAAGCGUACAGUAAAAAUUCCAGGUAAUUCGCGAGGUUAUUGUCAAGAACAUAAGAACUAGCCCUAGCGAAGUUAUUUUUGAGCAGUACCGCACAAAGAGCGUUCAGCUUAUGUGAACAAAAUACUCUAUUCCAAAGUCUUUUGGGCAUAGCCUUUUGCAAGAAGAAAGUCAACUCCGCUAACUUCAUUCUUCGUGCGGUAAGGAUUUUGAAGAUGAAACAGUUUAAGCGGAAAAAAAAGUGGAUUUCCAAGUUCUAAAAAAUAUCUUGAUGAAGAUACCAAUACUUUUGAGGCAGAAAGAAAAGUUGGCAGUAAAAUUGUUUGGCAUUUUUGAGGAUGAAUUUAAUUGAAUGUGGCAAGAUUUAAAUUAUUCCACUCGAUGUACAGUUGAAAGUUUAAAGAGGAUCAUAAUGAUAAGAACUGCAAUUGAUGCAAAUGUACAGUAAAUGUACAGUAAACAUAAGUACGACCUUUAGGUCAUAUUUAUAGCUAUUUAAGUUGGGGCAGUUGUUUAAGACAAGCCUUGGUCUUAAUGUAAUUGUAGCACCCCAUGUAUGUCAAUUAAGAUGCCAAAGCAUCAAAUUCUUUAAAGAAAAGACUAGUAAAGGUAAUGUGGUCUUCGGCAAAUGAAAUGUUUAUGGUGAGUUCUUGUUACAACAAACAAUUACCAAGGUACAUGGUAGGCAAGGUGCCUCUACUCCAAUAUGAGUAGGAAAUAGGAAAUUAUAUUUAUUUCUUAUUACAAGUGAAAGGAAUUUGUUCAUGGGUGGUCAAUUUAAUAAAUUCAAAUUGCAGGAUUUCACCACAUUAAACACUUGCUAUCUUUUACACAUCAAAUGUGUCUUAUGUAUUGUGUAGUGGCAUACUAAAAAAUCCAACAGAAAUGAAGCUGGUAGCACAUAUUAUUAACAAAGAGACGCCAUGUACACAGAGAAUGUAUUAACAAAAGGAGCUAUUUAGUGGAGUUUUUUAAAAUAUAGUGAAAAUUUAUUCAUUUCAUCUGAUGAAGCAAACAGUGCUUUUAAAGAAUAACAUUGUAUAUACAUUUAGGAGUUACAUUUGAGUUCUUUAAUCGAUUCUUAGACUAGCAACAAUGAGCUGUGCGUCCAGUUAGUUGAAAUAGAUUAUUAACUUAAUGCUACAGCAAACAUUUUACAAAAAUUAAGUUCUUCACCAAACUUCUUCCUUCUUCAUUCAAUAUUACAUGUAUGUUCAACAAAAUUUUUUAUUAAAAGAGAAUCAAUCUCAUUCCUUUUACCAAAGUUUGAAUGUGUUUCUAUUAAUUUAUGUAAGAAAGAUUAUUUAUAGAUCACUGAGCACUAUUCUAUUCACUGGAGUGUGUUGGCUUAACCUGUUAACCUUUUCCAAGAUCUGAUUGUUAAUUCUCUCCUCUAGCUGCUACACAUUCCCUUCUAAGUUAGUUGCAAGAAUUUAGCGUUAGAUCAA
Pocillopora verrucosa is the source of this 2787-nucleotide messenger RNA. RefSeq lists its product as uncharacterized. The record is from RefSeq and is a predicted model, not a curated record. NCBI's taxonomy places the organism in Eukaryota, Metazoa, Cnidaria, Anthozoa, Scleractinia, Pocilloporidae.